UGAAGCGCUCAGCUUUUCGCCGGGCGGGAUUUCCGCAAUAUCAAGGAUGGCGAAGACAUACGAUUAUUUGUUUAAGUUGCUGCUAAUCGGAGACUCAGGUGUCGGGAAGACCUGCGUGUUGUUCAGGUUCUCAGAGGAUGCCUUUAACUCAACAUUCAUCUCCACCAUAGGCAUUGACUUUAAGAUUAGAACAAUAGAACUAGACGGCAAGAAGAUAAAGUUACAGAUAUGGGACACAGCAGGGCAGGAGCGAUUUCGAACAAUCACAACAGCGUACUACAGAGGCGCGAUGGGUAUCAUGCUAGUCUACGACAUCACCAACGAGAAGUCCUUCGAAAACAUCAAGAACUGGAUACGGAACAUAGAGGAGCAUGCAUCGGCUGAUGUUGAGAAGAUGGUCCUUGGUAACAAAUGUGACAUCAACGACAAACGGCAGGUGUCCAAAGACAGGGGAGAGAAGCUGGCGCUGGAGUACGGUAUCAAGUUCAUGGAGACCAGUGCAAAGGCCAAUAUCAAUGUGGAAAACUCGUUUUUGACACUUGCCAGAGACAUCAAAUCAAAGAUGGACACAAAAUUAGAGGGCAGCAGUCCCCAGGGGAGCAGCCACAAGGUGAAGAUCUCUCAGCCCCAGAAGAAGAGCAGCUUCUUCCGCUGUGUCCUACUGUGAGGACCAGACCAAGGGUGUAUCCCAAAUGGCACACUAUUCUAUAUAUAGUGUACUACAUUUGACCAGGCCCCAUAGAGCUCUAGUAAAAAGUAGUGCACUAUGUAGGGGAAUAGGGUGCCAUUUGGGAUGCAUACCAACGGCCUUACCUACCGUCCGCCAGCCCUGCCCUGGCUGGGACACGCUGGGGUGCUGGCUGGCUGGACACAACUGGACUGUGCUUGCUGCCAGCACCCCCUCUCCUUCUUCCCUUCAGCCAGUCCCAAUUCACUCCCUACCUCUUCCCCUUGGCCCUAACCCUUAGAUGUUUGUGUAUCUGAAGUGUUUGAAUAGGUAUAUGCAGUGUAGUGGUGGAGCUUCCACCAUAUUGUUUACACGUUGCAUAUACAGGGAGCUACAACAGUAUUAGGACAGUGACACAUUUUGGCUUGUUUUGGCUCUGUACUCCAGCACUUUGGAUAUUUGUGCGUCUGUCAUUUUUUC
Molecule: messenger RNA, 1147 nt
Organism: Coregonus clupeaformis (lake whitefish)
Lineage: Eukaryota; Metazoa; Chordata; Actinopteri; Salmoniformes; Salmonidae
Product: ras-related protein Rab-8A
Exons: 7
Coding region: 47-667 (206 amino acids)
Biological process (GO): Golgi vesicle fusion to target membrane; neurotransmitter receptor transport to postsynaptic membrane; protein secretion
Cellular component (GO): plasma membrane; synaptic vesicle; dendritic spine
Molecular function (GO): GTP binding; GTPase activity
Source: RefSeq, a predicted model, not a curated record